UAAUAUUCCUCUAUCCAUCUCUUCCUCUUCUUCGUCUUCUUCCCCCCAAGUUUCCCCUUCCUCCUAUCUCAAUCAGACCAGACAACAAUUGCCGUAUGUCAAUUGUACAGUUCUUUUAAACUUAAGCGGCUUUGUUUCUUUGCAACAGCGGAGCUGUACUAUCAUCCACGGCCCUCAUCGGGACCCGGACUUCGCGGAGCAAAAUAUGGGGAACAGAAGCUGGUUGAUAUUGGCGAUUGUUGCGCUUCUUUUUGCUUGUUCAUCUGGGAGAGAACUCAAGGUUAAGCAUGAAGUUAAUAAACCAGUUUACAACCGUACCCUUGCAAGAAUACUAGUGGAAUAUGCUUCUGCAGUGUAUGUGUCAGAUGUUACCGAACUCUUCACUUGGACGUGCACAAAAUGUGAUGGGUUGACCAAGGGUUUUGAAGUAAUAGAGCUGAUUGUUGAUGUAGAGAACUGCUUACAGGCAUUUGUUGGAGUGGCAAAAGAUCUGGAUGCUAUUGUUAUUGCUUUCCGAGGAACUCAAGAGCACAGUAUACAGAACUGGGUUGAAGACUUGUUCUGGAAACAGCUUGAUUUAAAUUAUCCUGGAAUGCCUGAUGCAAUGGUGCAUUAUGGAUUUUACAGUGCUUACCAUAACACAACAUUACGGCCUGGAGUUUUAAAAGCUAUUAAACAAGCAAAGAAAAUUUAUGGAGACCUUACCAUCAUGGUGACUGGACAUUCUAUGGGAGGAGCUAUGGGAGCAUUCUGUGCACUUGAUCUAAAAGUUAACCGUGAAGCAGAGAAUGUCCAGGUUAUGACAUUUGGACAGCCACGUAUUGGCAAUGCAGCAUUUGCAUCUUACUAUAAACAGUUUCUACCCAAUACAAUUCGAGUCACCCAUGAUCAUGACAUUGUACCACAUUUGCCUCCAUAUUAUUCUUACUUCCCACAGAAAACAUACCACCAUUUCCCUAGAGAGGUUUGGCUCUAUAAUGUUGGAUUGGGAAGUUUGGUCUAUGUAGUGGAAAAGGUUUGUGAUGGCUCUGGCGAGGACCCAACUUGUAGCAGGUCGGUGACCGGGUAUAGCAUUGCUGACCAUUUGGUCUAUUUCGGUGUUGAGUUAAUGUGCAAGAACUGGCAAUCAUGCAGAAUUGUGAUGGAUCCUCGGGUGAGGCAGCAUGGCAAAACUGAUCUGAAAGGAAAUUUUGUUUUGUCUAGGGUUCCAUCCACGCCUAUACUGGAAAUGAAAGCACAGUCACACACUGAGGCCAGCAAUAUCUAGAAUCUCAUUCGUGUCACUUUGUGAAAUCUCUUGCAAGAAUUGUAUUAUCACCACGCAUAACCAUCACGGCUUGUCUUAUGAACUCCCUUCAGAAGGUAUGGUUGAUGUUUAGGUUUCAGGAGGGAUUUGUGUAUAUAGUUACUGAAAUUGUACAAACAACGUUUGUUCAUAGUAUUAAAUAAAUUCCAUAUAAUUAAAAUAACA
Carica papaya (papaya) is the source of this 1471-nucleotide messenger RNA. Its product is annotated as lipase-like. The record is from RefSeq and is a predicted model, not a curated record. Gene Ontology annotation, biological process: lipid metabolic process. NCBI's taxonomy places the organism in Eukaryota, Viridiplantae, Streptophyta, Magnoliopsida, Brassicales, Caricaceae.